UUUUGUUUUUUUUUCCCUCUUUUUUAUUUUAUUUUACGUCAUUUUUUUUUUUUUUUUAACCUGAACGUUUGUUCAUAAUAUUUUAAAUUUUUACAUGACCAAAAAGAAAAAAAAAAAAAAAAAAUUGAAAAUUUGAAAAAAGUGAGCUGAGGGAAUUAUAUUUCCGCGAAACUGUACAUAAGUAGUAUAGUGUUCCAUGUGACCCCCUUUUUUAAAGUAAAUAUAAAGGAAUAUAUAGAAAAACCUUUGUGAAAAACUUCCUAUCGCAAAAAUGUCGCUCAAAUUGCAGAAGAGAUUAGCAGCGUCCGUGCUGAAGUGUGGAAAGAAUAAAAUAUGGAUGGACCCAAAUGAAAUUAGCGAAAUUUCGCUAGCCAAUUCGAGAUUCAGCAUAAGGAAGCUGUACAAGGAGGGCCUCAUCUUAAAGAAGCCACAGAAGGUCCACAGCAGAGCAAGGGUCAGACUGUACAAGUUGGCCAAAAGGAAGGGAAGACAUAUGGGCAUAGGUAAAAGAAGAGGUACCAAAAACGCCAGAACGAAUCAGAAAACCUUGUGGAUUAAACGACAACGUGUGUUGAGGAGACUGCUAAAGAGAUUGAGGGAUGCAAAGAAAAUAGAUAGACAUUUGUACCACUCCUUUUAUUUAAAGUGCAAAGGUAACCAAUUUAAAAAUAAGAGGACAUUAAUUGAAGCCAUACAGAGAGAAAAGACGGAGACCUUGAAGAAGAAAUCAAUAGCCGAUCAGCUCGAGGCCAAGCGAUUGAAGGCACAGUUGUUACGAAACAAGAGAAAGUUAAAGAAGGACAAGGAGGCUUUAUCGUAAACGGUGUGUGCAGCAUUUCGUGCAAUGCGCAUGU
Molecule: messenger RNA, 854 nt
Organism: Plasmodium coatneyi
Lineage: Eukaryota; Apicomplexa; Aconoidasida; Haemosporida; Plasmodiidae
Product: 60S ribosomal protein L19
Exons: 3
Coding region: 272-820 (182 amino acids)
Biological process (GO): translation
Cellular component (GO): ribosome; cytosolic large ribosomal subunit
Molecular function (GO): RNA binding; structural constituent of ribosome
Source: RefSeq, a predicted model, not a curated record